Scomber scombrus (Atlantic mackerel) is the source of this 5383-nucleotide messenger RNA. RefSeq names its product NLR family CARD domain-containing protein 3-like. The coding region runs from base 88 to 3579 and encodes 1163 amino acids. The transcript is spliced from 11 exons. Gene Ontology annotation, molecular function: protein binding. The record is from RefSeq and is a predicted model, not a curated record. NCBI's taxonomy places the organism in Eukaryota, Metazoa, Chordata, Actinopteri, Scombriformes, Scombridae.
GUGAACUUCUGGUUAAAGAUUCAUUCAGAGUUGAGACUUUCUGUCAAUCAGCUGACUCCUGAAAUCUUCCUGCUGUGUUUCUCUGCUAUGGAUCAGUGUGAGGACAGAGAGGAGGGAGUCCCUCCCUCUAAAAGCUCUCUGUGUGGGGAACAUGACAGCCAGACCAAAGCUCAGAGAACAAAGAAGCAGCACAGACCAGACUCUGCUGGACCUGAACCUGGACCUGAACCAGAACCAGAACCAGAACCUGGACCUGAACCCAGCUGUGUUUCCAUGAAGAGUGACCGGUCCAUUGAGGAACCUUUACAUUUCAAACGUGGACAACCAGCUGAUGGAAGGAUCCAUCAGAGACCAGAAUCUCCUGGACCUGAACCCAGCUGUGUGUCCUUUAAGAGUGACCGGUCAAAUGAACGAUUCAUUGGUUUUAAAGAAGGACGUCCAUCAGCUGAUCAGAUAGUGGACCAGGAGAGCUCAGAGGUUCCCAGUGGUCAGUCUGCCCAGCAGCAUAAAACACACCUGGACUCCAUAUUUAUGCUGCUGGAGGAGAACAUCGUCACUUUUGUGAAGAACGAGCUGAAGAAGAUGCAGAAGGUUCUGAGUCCAGAUUACCCAGAAUGCUUAGAGAGUCAGAGGGAGGAUGAGGAGGUGUUGGACGGUGAGCAGGAAGAGCAGAUGAGGAGAAGCAGAGACGCAUUUCUGAAGAUCACACUGCACUUCCUGAGGAGAAUGAAGCAGGAGGAGCUGGCUGAGCGUCUGCAGAGCAGAACUCCUGCUGCAAAGUGUCGACGUAAACUCAAGUCUAACCUGCAGAAGAAGUUCCAGUGUCUGUUUGAGGGGAUCUCUAAAGCAGGAAACCCAACCCUUCUGAAUCAGAUCUACACACCGCUCUACAUCACAGAGGGAGGGACUGCAGAGGUCAAUGAUCAACAUGAUGUCAGACAGAUUGAAACAGCAUCCAGGAAACCAGACAGACCAGAAACAACAAUCAGACAAGAAGACAUCUUUAAAGCCUCACCUGGAAGAGAUGAACCAAUCAGAACAGUGAUGACAAAGGGAGUGGCUGGCAUUGGGAAAACAGUCUUAACACAGAAGUUCACUCUGGACUGGGCUGAAGACAAAGCCAACCAGGACAUACACUUCACAUUUCCAUUCACUUUCAGAGAGCUGAAUGUGCUGAAAGAGAAAAAGUACAGCUUGGUGGAACUUGUUCAUCACUUCUUUACUGAAACCAAAGAAGCAGGAAUCUGCAGGUUUGAAGAGUUCCAGGUUGUGUUCAUCUUUGACGGUCUGGAUGAGUGUCGACUUCCUCUGGACUUCCACAACACUGAGAUCCUGACUGAUGUAACAGAGUCCACCUCAGUGGAUGUGCUGCUGACAAACCUCAUCAGGGGGAAACUGCUCCCCUCUGCUCGCCUCUGGAUAACCACACGACCUGCAGCAGCCAAUCAGAUCCCUCCUGAGUGUGUCGGCAUGGUGACAGAGGUCAGAGGGUUCACUGACCCACAGAAGGAGGAGUACUUCAGGAAGAGAUUCAGAGAUGAGGAGCAGGCCAGCACCAUCAUCUCCCACAUCAAGACAUCACGAAGCCUCCACAUCAUGUGCCACAUCCCAGUCUUCUGCUGGAUCACUGCUACAGUUCUGGAGGAUGUGUUGAAAAGCAGAGAGGGAGGAGAGCUGCCCAAGACCCUGACUGAGAUGUACAUCCACUUCCUGGUGGUUCAGUCCAAACUAAAGAACAUCAAGUAUGAUGGAGGAGCUGAGACAGAUCCACACUGGAGUCCAGAGAGCAGGAAGAUGAUUGAGUCUCUGGGAAAACUGGCUUUUGAGCAGCUGCAGAAAGGCAACCUGAUCUUCUAUGAAUCAGACCUGACAGAGUGUGGCAUCGAUAUCAGAGCAGCCUCAGUGUGCUCAGGAGUCUUCACACAGGUCUUUAAAGAGGAGAGAGGGCUGUACCAGGACAAGGUGUUCUGCUUCGCCCAUCUGAGCCUUCAGGAGUUUCUGGCUGCUCUUCAUGUCCAUCUGACAUUCAUCAAGUCUGAAGUCAAUCUGCUGGCAGAACAAAAAACAACAUCACAGCGGUCUGAAGUGAUCAGAGGCAAAUCAACACAUUUCUACCAGAGUGCUGUGGACAAGGCCUUGAAGAGUCGAAAUGGACACCUGGACUUGUUCCUUCGCUUUCUCCUGGGUCUUUCACUGCAGACCAAUCAGACUCUCCUACGAGGUCUGCUGACACAGACAGGAAGUAGCUCAAAGACCAAACAGAAAACAGUCAAGUACAUCAAGAAGAAGAUCAGUGAGAAUCUGUCUGCAGAGAGAAGCAUCAAUCUGUUCCACUGUCUGAAUGAACUGAAUGAUCGUUCUCUAGUGGAGCAGAUCCAAUGGUACCUGAGAUCAGGAAGUCUCUCCACAGAUAAACUGUCUCCUGCUCAGUGGUCAGCUCUGAUCUUCAUCUUACUGUCAUCAGAAGAAGAUCUGGACUUGUUUGACCUGAAGAAAUACUCUGCUUCAGAGGAGGCUCUUCUGAGGCUGCUGCCAGUGGUCAAUGCCUCCAACAAAGCUCUACUGAAUGGCUGUAACCUCUCAGAGAGAAGCUGUGCAGCUCUGUCCUCAGUUCUCAGCUCCCAGUCCUCUAGUCUGAGAGAUCUGGACCUGAGUAACAACAACCUGCCGGAUUCAGGAGUGAAGCAGCUUUCUGCUGGACUGGAGAGUCCACACUGUACCCUGGAAACUCUCAGACUGACUGACUGUUACCUCUCAGAGAGAAGCUGUGCAGCUCUGUCCUCAGUUCUCAGCUCCCAGUCCUCUAGUCUGAGAGAUCUGGACCUGAGUAACAACAACCUGCAGGAUUCAGGAGUGAAGCAGCUUUCUGCUGGACUGGAGAGUCCACACUGUACACUGGAAACCCUCAGCCUGCAGCCUGCUGGAGUCCGAUGGUUGACACCAGGUCUGAGGAAGUAUGCCUGUGAACUGGAACUGGAUCCAAACACAAUGAACAGAAACCUCAAACUGUCUGACAUCAACAGGAAGGUGACACGUGUGGAGGAGGUUCAGUCAUAUCCUGAUCAUCCAGACAGAUUUGAUCACCGGCCUCAGCUGCUGUGUAGAAAUGUUCUGACUGGUCGAUGUUACUGGGAGGUUGAGUGGAGAGGAGGAGUUGAUAUAUCAGUGAGUUACAGAGGAAUCAGGAGGAAAGGAAACAGAGAUGACUGUUGGUUUGGAGGGAACGAUCAGUCCUGGUGUCUGUACUGCUCCUCUGAUGAUGGUCGUUACUCUGUCUUUCACAAUAACAGAAGCACAUCCAUCUCCUCCUCCUCCUCCUCUUCCUCCUCCUCCUCCUCCUCUUCCUCCUCCUCCUCCUCCUCCUCCUCCUCCUCCUCCUCCUCCUCCUCCUCCUCUGUCUCUAACAGAGUAGCAGUGUAUGUGGACUGUCCUGCUGGCACUCUGUCCUUCUACAGAGUCUCCUCUGACACACUGAUCCACCUCCACACCUUCAACACCACAUUCACUGAACCUCUGUAUGCUGGGUUUGGGUUCUGGUCUAUCAGUUCUGGUUCCUCAGUGUCUCUGUGUGGUCUGUAGGAGGGAGAGUCUCUCCUGUUAGAGAAACUUUCCUAGGGCGCACUCACACUAGGGCCAGUUGUUCCGUACCGUGCUGAAGCACGGAUGUCCCCCCUCCCCUGUCCCCCGCUGGCCUGCACUCACAUUACCUCAAACCCAAGUGUACUCAAGCACAGUUGCCUCCAACACAUUGCACAGAAACCUAUAGACAGUUUACUCUCAUAAAACAUGCACAGGUGUGUGUUGGCGUGCUGUGCGCCGGUAAAACACAACACAGCCGAUCAAUUAACACAACGAUGAUUAAAAAGUGCAGCUUGUUCUUCUGAGUCCUGCCUGUGUAGUAUGCAGUACUAGAUACUGGUGUAAAAAGACUCUAGUAAAAGCAGACGUCCUGAUUCAACUCUUUACUCCAGUAAAAGUAAGACUUAGUUUAAUGACUUAGAAGUCGCCAAAUGACUUUAACUAAAGUUAGUUUAUAUAAUGCAGAUUAGUAAAAUAUGACUUUUAUGAGUCACAGUCACAGAUAAUAAACUUAGCAUUUCAUAAUUGUAGCAGCGGUGCAGCAGAUGUAAUGAAGUCCACGCAGCACGCUGGAUGCUAACUAAUAUUAAGCCUUUAGCCUUUUCAUUAUAAUGUCCAUGGACAUAAACUGAGUUCUUUUGCCUUAAUAAUGAUAAAAUAAUACGGAUUGGGAACCCAUACAUACAUAAUGUCUCCUCGUUGCAUUUAGUGUUGCUUGUGAAAUAACCAGGGCUCCGCUAGUGUUGGGAUUCCUGGAACAUUGGCUUCUUUUUCCGGGGAGAUAAAACAUCUUAUUUUAGGGAACAAUAUGAUUCCCUAGUGUUCAUGCGUGACCAAGUGUACCGUGCCUAAGCACACCUCUUCCAACCGUACCGUACCAGGGAAGUGUAGCGUACUCAAGCACAGUACACUUACACUCACACUAGACACAUAAUCCAGACUUUAGGAGCUGCAGCUGUUUAAUGUCAGGAGACCGUUACAGUAGUCGAGUCUCCUGGAGAUGAAAGCAUGAAUCAGCUUCUCCUGGUCUGAGACAUAAAACCUUCACUCUGAUAGAAGCUGUUUGGUGAUUUGAUGCUGAAGGUCCGAUCUGAGUCUAUCAGCACCACAAGGUUUCAAACCUGGUCUUUAGUUCUUAGAGAGAGUGACUCCAGAUGUUUACUGACAGUAAUCCUCUUCUCUUUACUGCCAAAAACAAUGACCUCAGUUCUGUUCUGAUUUAAUUGAAGGAAAUGUUGGUUCUUAAGAAACUUCCAUUGGAAAUAUUUGAAGAAUAUAUAAGAAACUGUCCACAACAACCAUGGACCAUCUGAGAUUGGCGUGGCAGGAGGACUUGGGUUGGGAGAUUACAGAGGUGCAAUGGCAGAUGGUUCUCGCACAGACUCAUAAUUCUUCAGUCUGCAUCUUCUACAAUUUAAGAUAACUCACCGUCUACAUUGGUCGAAACAAAAACUUAAUAACAUUUUCCCAGAAAUAGAUCCUUCAUGUGAAUGUUGUGGGCAUGGCCCAGCAUCAUUAUAUUUCAGGUCUUGGCAAAAGUUAGGAAAUGAGAUUCUCACAGGUAGCUGGGAUGAAUCUGAUUGGCUUUAAUCGAGGGUUGAUGUCAGAUCCAUUCAUUAAAAGUUUCUUUAAAACUCAGUAAAACAUAAACGUUACUUAGCUUCCUUCAUUAAAUUCAUCAUUCACCAUCUUUCAUUCAUGCCGUUAUAUUGAAUAACAAUCUGUUGAAUUCAUAUUGUAAUGCAAGUUCAGCAUCACAUUUAUUUGUAUUUUCUUGGUUAAUAAAAUCCUUAAAUGAACUUAA